ACGCAGCGGACGUGUUUGUAUGCUCGUGUGCUUUGACAAUACGCUACGUGCUAUCGUUAACUGAAUUUUCGUUAUUUAUUUCGUGUGUGAAAAUCUGCUGACAGUGACAGGAGUGUUGGUACAGUGUUUGUACAAAGUUACAUUAUUUUGUACGGAAACUUGAAUUAUAUUUUCAACAUUAUAUUAUUGAUUUUUUAAUGUGCAUGUGGACGGAUCAGUGAACUUUUGGAUUGCGUUUUGGAUUUGGCUAUUGCUGUGAGUCCGUCAGUGCCACCUACUGUGUUCAGAUGUAAACAGGACUUCCAUUUUUAGAAAAUGCCAAAGAAUUGUCUGGUAACGGCGAGACGUAAUUGAUCCUGCCGGCCGGAUGAUAAGUCGAAGGCUUUUAAAGAGCUAGCGACGUAUGCGUGGUGGUCGGCGCGUUGGAUGGCCGCACCUAUGCCGCAGCGGGGCAAGUUCGACGUCCGCCGGAGCAUCGCCAGGUGACCUCGGGGCACUGUCGCCCCGCUUUAUGUCAUAACAAAAGUUGCUGCUGAAGAGGAGCGGAUUGCGGGGCGUGAGAUAGCCAGGCCGCGCAGCUGCCAGUAGGCCCGCCGCCCGCCGCCAGAGCGAGCUGGCCACAGCAAACAACGACAAUACAACGCCAACCGACAUGUGUUCCAAGCAACUUAGUACCUAAGAAACGUCAAAUUAUUUACGUCGAAUAAUGAACCAUCCGUCCGAAACGCUGCCAAACGUUUUAUACGAAUUUAAUUUUAGUGCUAUUAAACUUAAGUGUGUAGAUCGCGAGUGCUAGUGUUAGUGAGCUUUAGGACUGCGCCAUCUGGCGUGCAAUAGGCGCGACAACGUGGCGGGGACGCAUGCGCCGUCGGGGCCGGCGCUGGCGAUGCCAUUUAUUGAAGACGAGUGGUGGACAGCCGAAAAUGAGGGCAGGAUGGUCGACCUCUCUAAUUGCCUGCAGGACGCGGUGACGGGCGGAGGCGGGCAGGCGGCGACGCUCCAACAAAUGGCGUCAUUGGGCGAGCUGUCGCAGGCCGAGCUCAGCAACAUCGUGGGGCUCGCCGAGCACGACGGCGACGACCCUGACGACAUCCUGAAGCAGCUCGGCGAGACCGCCUUCGACAACUUCGAUACAUUCUUUACCGACCUCACCAACUCCACUGCGACGCCCGUGCCGCCCAUCGAAAUUAAGCAAGAGGAAAAUAACAAUAUAUCACCUGCGUCCGGGAGUCAAAUACAAGGGCAGUACUAUCAGCAAAGCCAGAUCGCCGCGCCCCACAACGGACAGCAGCGACUACAACAGCUGCUGCGGUCCGGCACCAGCGCCAUCAACAACGCGGUCGCGAAUAACAUAAGCAAUGGCCGCUACAAUAUUGCUUCUGCAAAUCCACUCCUCGCGGAGAAACUUGCCGCGACAUCUAGUGGUAUAAAGCAAGAACCCAUGAGUUCGGAUUACAACGGAACGGGGAUGAGUUAUGGAAACGCUUCGCCGAUGCAGCGAGUGCCGAGUGGGAAGCCGCAAGUGCAUGAUGCUGGUGGAGGUAAAGUGGACGGCGAGCCAGGGACGCUGGCGUUGGGCGCGCGCGGAUCGCUGGGUCGCGCGCUGCUGCACGGCCUGCUGGCGCCCGCACCCGCGCCCAGGCACCACCACCUCUACACCGCGCCCAACACCGGGUCGCUGCCACCGUCACCUGCGGACAGCGGCGUGUCCGAUGUGGAAUCAUCGUCGUCGGGCGCGGGGUCGGCGGAGGAGCUAAAAGCGCGCCUGCAGCCGCCGCCGCCCGCGCCCUUCCCCACACCGUUCCUGCCCUUCUACCCGCACCACCAGCUCGCCUCCUCGCUGCAGCACCACGUCGCCACACACACCAGGCCACCGGUGGGUGCGGUGAACGAGCGCGAGGCGUAUGGCUACGGGUACGGAGGCGGGGGCGCGGGCGGGGGUGGGCACCACUUCGCUGCGCCUGCGCCCCCGCCGCUGGCGCACGAAGAGCUGCCCUACUCCGUGUUCGACUUUGGAGACUACCAGCGGCACCACCACCACAACAAACUCAAGCCGAAGAAGAGGCCGCGCAGUGACGCGCCCCCUACGCCCGGAGUCAAGCGCAAGAGCCGUGAGGGCUCCACCACGUACUUGUGGGAGUUCCUGCUGAAGUUGCUGCAAGACCGCGAGUACUGCCCGCGCUACAUCAAGUGGACGAACCGCGAGAAGGGCGUCUUCAAGCUGGUAGAUUCGAAAGCGGUGUCGCGCCUCUGGGGUCUGCAUAAGAAUAAGCCCGACAUGAACUAUGAGACGAUGGGCCGCGCGCUGCGCUACUACUACCAGCGCGGCAUCCUCGCGAAGGUCGACGGCCAACGGCUCGUCUACCAGUUCGUCGACGUGCCCAAAGACAUCGUCGAGAUCGACUGCUCGCUGGCGUAGGCGCCGCGCUCCGUACGGCGCCCUCCUGCGCCCUCCCGCGCCCUCGGGAAUCUCGGAUCGUGGACGGGACUUUCUGUCAUACGUAACUAAUUCUAGAGUCGAGUCAUAUUCCGCUCUUUCAUUACGUUUUCCACUAACUUCUUUAUAAACUUUGUAUUUGUCAAAUCGUCGUGCGUGUUACGUUCCCCGAUCGCUUCUAAUGUAUGUUGUUCUUAAGAUAAAUGUUAUUAUUCUCAAAUCGUACUAAUAUAAUCUUUAUUAUGGAAUUUAAUAUUUAUACAAAAUAGGAGACGAAAUUGAUUGCUCAAAUGUUUAUAUAUUACCUAUAUUUAGGGGAAUUUCAGAAUGGAAUACUAAAUUUGCUAGAUGUUAUUUGCGGAUGGAGUGAGUUUUGUAUGAUGUUGAAACGAAUUUUUAAAUGUUUGUAAUGAAAUUUCUAUACAUAUAUUGCAUAUUUACUGUCGAUAGACACUUCCUCGAUCGACUGUACGAAAUCUGAACUUCCUACCUCAAAACUACGCAAACAUACAUAUUAUAAAUAUACAAUUUAUUCAAAUAAUACAUACAGUUUUUACGAUUUGCAAUUAGUUUAAUAUUAUAGUAUAAAUAAGAGUUUAUAUUAUAAAGAAAUAUUUACGUAAAAUGUUUAUAUUAUAUGAAAAGUUUCGUAUUGUACCGUUGGAUGGAAUAUGUAUGACAUCUUUGGUGCUUACAGCCAUUUGCAUAUACACCUUGUUACUUGAUUCAUUGAAAAACCUCACUCUUUGUAACCAUUGCAUAUAUAUAUACGUAUAUUUAUAUUGUCUGACUCGCUGUUACCUUGAUAUGACCGGAGUCUGCACCUCGGUGGCGCACUUUGACCACUAUCUUUACCUGCGUGCGUCUCUUUUGCGUUAUCUCAUUGUGUUUGUCAAAAAGAGACGCAACUAGAAAGUCAAAAGUACAAGCAGAAGAAACCUAUCUCCAUCAGCAAGGCGAGGUGCGCCUCCGACUUACUUUAGGUCUGUUUACGUUAUUUCCAGUCUUCGUCUCAUUGAAACCGAAUUUUGAAUGAUAUUAUUUGAGGGUUCUCUGUUCGUGGAAUCAAAUUGUAAUUCUACUCGUGUACUGAAACCUACUGCCAACUUUUUGUUAGAAAACUGAUAAAUUAAUGAUUAAGGUAUGGAUUUUUGUGCGUUAAUUGUGUUAUAUAAUAAUAAAUAGAUGUUUACUAUAAGUGAGCUGUUGUAAGAGGACAUGUUCUAGUUUAUUACGUUUAUUUAAUUGUACGAUAGGAAGCCGUGGGUCAGCAGGGGUCUCGCGGGAACCGCAACAUAUCAAAUAUCAAAAUAAAUUAUUAUUUACCAUAUUCAUAUACAAGCUUAACCUCUCUGCAUAUCAGGAAUUGUGAAAACAUGCCGUCACGUGACCGCGUGCGGUACAACACUACGUCGCCGCGAGACCUCUAUUUUUUGUUACCUGAAUAAAUAUUAUUAAUAAUUAAUUACGAUUUGUGGUCCAAUGUUAACGAAUCAUAAUACUUUUAACUAGAUAGAUGAUAGAACUAGCUCGUUGAGCCGCAAAACGUUGACUUCACAACAAUAGACGCCUCGGUGUUGCGUGGGCGAGUGGCUUGCAGCGUGCAGCGUGCAGCGUGCAGCAUGCAGUCUGCAACGUGCAGAGUGCAUGCAGCAUGCAACGGCUGUUGCACGGAGGCAGGGGCGGGGUUAAGGCAGGUGGGGGCGAAGGGUUGCAGGGAACGCACGUCCCGUCCAUUAACAGUUAGCGAAGUGACCGAUCCGCAAGCAACACUAGUAAAUUCCCCGGAGUUAUCAUAUGCAAUAUUUUUGUAUUUAAAAACGAAAUAUAUCAAUAUAUUAGGACGUAAGGCAUCAUGAUAGUAGUUAUGAGUACAGCGGAUGCUCACUUCGCUAAACAGCUGAGAAGGGUUAGUGAAGCCUUGGGGGAAGUGUGUAGAGUAAAAUGGGUGCUAAGACGUGGGACCGAGGAUACAAACGGACGAGCGUAUAAAUCAUACACUUUAUAAAAUUUUCUAUGCAUAUAUAUAUAAAAUAUAUAUAUUUAUUAGACCAAUCCAACCGAAAUACAGGUUAAAAAAAAUUACCGGCAGCGGUGCGUUAGUGGGUUACAAAGUCUCUGUAGAUGACGAUCUCAUGUCCGGCUCCUUGAAUGAAUCCAGUGCCCGUUCCAUGUGAUUUAUCAUAUAUAUAUAUUUACAUAUAAUAUAAAAGUGAAGUUUAAUCGUAUGUUAUAUAUUAGGUAGGAGCAUUUCUCAACGGCUCUUUCUUUCAGCACUUUUUCUUAUGCUUUUGUAAAUAUAACUAUAGUUUUAACUUAUUUAUUUUUCCGUCAUCGAAGCGGCGGAA
Messenger RNA from Papilio xuthus (Asian swallowtail), 4785 nucleotides. RefSeq names its product Ecdysone-induced protein E74 (gene Eip74EF). Bases 887 to 2419 code for a protein of 510 amino acids. Gene Ontology annotation, molecular function: sequence-specific DNA binding; DNA-binding transcription factor activity, RNA polymerase II-specific. Gene Ontology annotation, cellular component: nucleus. Lineage: Eukaryota; Metazoa; Arthropoda; Insecta; Lepidoptera; Papilionidae. The transcript is spliced from 10 exons. The record is from RefSeq and is a predicted model, not a curated record. Gene Ontology annotation, biological process: cell differentiation; regulation of transcription by RNA polymerase II.